Messenger RNA from Chrysemys picta bellii (western painted turtle), 1623 nucleotides. Lineage: Eukaryota; Metazoa; Chordata; Testudines; Emydidae. The record is from RefSeq and is a predicted model, not a curated record.
CUGCUGGCUGCCUGAUCUUUGGUGAAUAAACGGAUCCUCGCUUUCUCUACAAGCAAAUCUAAGUGCCGGGGGUGGAGCGGAGCCGUGGUCCAAGGCGGAACAGAUACGCCGGGGGUGUCCUGCGCCUUGAGAGUUGGGAAUUUGAUCCCGUGCCAUGGGUGGCCGGGCUGAGCCCCUGAGCCCCCUGACGCGCUGGUACAUCUACGCCAUCCACGGCUACUUCUGCGAGGUGAUGUUCACGGCCACCUGGGCCUUCGUGGCCGAGCGGGACUGGAAGUUCCAGGGCGUCACCAGCGUCUGGGCCCUGUUCAUCUACGGCACGUCCAGCCUGGUGCUGGAGCGGAUGUACCUGGUGCUGCGGGGUCGCUGCCCCCUGCUCAGCCGCUGCCUGUGUUACACCCUCUGGAUCUACCUGUGGGAGUUCGCCACUGGCUACCUCCUGCGCCGGUUCGACGCCUGCCCCUGGGACUACAGCCACUUCCGCUACCACCUCAUGGGGCUGGUGACGCUGGAGUACGCCCUCUUCUGGUUCCUGGGCUCCCUGGUGCUGGAGAAGCUGAUCAUCGGGAACACCCUGCGGCUGCGGCUGGAGGGGCCCAGCCCCGCGGCCGCCCCCGUCGGCCGCUUCGCACCCCGCAAGGACGCCUGAGCACGGCGCGGGCUGGGCCGCCCGCCCCUCUCCGGACUGUCCUGCUGCAGCUCCCGGAGCUGCGUGACGCUAGACAUGGGGGCGGCUUUGCGCGGUGGGUGCCCCGGCGGAGCGGGGCGCAGCUCUGAUCCUCCCGUCCUCACUCACUUCCCGCCCCCAAGACCCUCCCGCUGCCCGGAGGACUCCUGCUGCGUGGAUCCAUCCCCCAAUGCCAAUGCAGGGAGAUUCCCCGGGGACUGGUCCACCAGGAUGUACCCUGGGCCCUGUUCACAGCCCCCCACUCCUGCAUCCCUGUGCUUGGCGGCAGGAAUGGGGCGCAGGGGCCCCGGUCCCUGAGAUCUGCCUGACGCAGUUCAGGAAGGCAGCAAACCGGUACCCGGGUAUCAAAAGGGAUGGAGCAACCUUGGGGCUGCUCUGAAUGACUCUCUGCCCCCUAUGGGCCCUGGGGGGCAGGGAAUAGCCACAGCGCAGGGAGCUCUAGCCAUGCCCCCCAUCCGCCCCAUACAUGGUGGAGGACUGUGCUCCACACCAGGUGGGAAAACCCUCUUUAGGGGGUAGAAAUCUCAGGGGGGGGGCUCUGUUCCCCCCAGGGCUGCAUAAAGGACUCUUGGCCUAAUUAAUCUUUGCCACCCCCUCGGGCGGGAGCAGGAGGAAACUGCUCUUCUCAGGUGUUGCUGCUAGGGUGACCAGAUGUCCCGAUUUUAUAGGGACAGUCCCAAUUUUGGGGUCUUUUUCGUAUAUAGGCUCCUAUUACCCUCCACCCCCGUGCCGAUUUUUCACACUUGCUGUCUGGUCACUCUAGUCGCUGCUGGCAGCUGGGGUCCCCUUUUGCUGCUAGCCGUUUCUCAUGAUCAUGGCUCUUUGGGGGCCAAAGCUACUCCCCAAAGCAGGGAUCAGCCACGGUGCUAUUCGCUCAGGUGCUGGGGACACAGCCUGUCAUUAAAAAGUUCUUUUGUUUCUCUAUUAUUGCCGAG